GGGGAGCGCAGCGCCGCACUUGUACCUGCACCUGCUGCAUCCGCCACCACAGCUUGGAUCUCCAUUCAUCUUCUCCCCCAUCGCCUCGCAGGCCUCGUCGAGGACGAAAGAUCCUUUUGUCACGUCUCUCCUUAUAUUCUCUUCGUCUUCCGCCGCUGUCUGUUGAUCUGCUGAUCGUCGACCGCGGGCCUCGUUAUCUGACCGCCCGCUGCCCAAUCCACCAAGAUAAACAUCCGAGAUUCCGAGUUACUUCAUCCCCUCAUCAUCAUCACCAUCCCCAUCACCAUCACUUUCCCUUCGCCGCCGCUCGUCCCACUUCUCCGACUCGACGACGUGCAACUUAAACAAUGGCGAGCUUCAUGUCCAACUUCUUCCCUGGCGGGAAGGACAAGAGCGCUGCUGAGGCGAUUCCCAUCCCCCGCCCUGGGACGCCCACCAAGGCUGACAACUUCGUCAACCCCACCAGCACUCCCCAGGGAAGCCCCAGCAAGAAGACAAUCCCCCCUGGGGCCCACGACCUUCCCAACGCCUUUGACCAGGCCAUGUCUCUCAACACCCCCAGCAUCGAGGCCCCCGUCAAGCUGGGCCGUCCCCACAGCCUCGUCGCCCCGCUCUCCCCUGGCAAGAGCAACGCCCAGCCCCUGGAUGAAUCAAGCGUCAAUGUCGACGAUAGCGUCAUUCACAAGACCAAGUCCAGCAGCCCUUUGAAGAAGCAGGGCCAGGAGAACACCCCACCCGCAGGCCGUAUGCCUGCCCCAGAGUCACCUCAUCAACAUAGCCAUGCUGCCCUCUCCCGCCAACAGCUCUAUGAGCACAAAGAUCGACCAACGACUCCCGCCGCCAAGAGGUUUAACACUUCUCGAGGCCUGACCGCCGAGGAGCGCGAGAUCCUCCAGAAACCUAACGUUCGCCGCAUGGUCAACGUUACACAGCUCUACUUCCUGGAUUACUACUUCGAUCUUCUCACAUACGUUGGCUCCCGACAGAAUCGACUAGCCGCCUUCAAGUCCGAGUACCCUGACCCCCCCGAGACCGAUGAGCAGACUCACAACCAAAUGUGGUCCAAGUACACUGGCCGAGAGCGCGCCAACCUUCGGAAGCGACGAGUCCGGCUCCGCCAGGGCGACUUCCAGAUCUUGACCCAGGUCGGACAAGGUGGCUACGGCCAGGUCUUUCUCGCUCAGAAGAAGGACACACGUGAAGUAUGUGCACUCAAGGUCAUGAGCAAGAAGCUGCUCUUCAAACUGGACGAGGUUCGACACGUCCUGACCGAGCGAGACAUUCUUACGACCGCCCAGAGCGAGUGGCUUGUUCGGUUGCUCUACUCUUUCCAGGAUGAGAAGAGCAUUUAUCUUGCGAUGGAGUAUGUGCCAGGUGGUGACUUCCGCACCCUGCUUAACAAUACCGGUGUGCUGUCCAACCGCCAUGCUCGUUUCUACAUCGCCGAAAUGUUCUGUGCAGUCGAUGCUCUGCACCAGUUGGGUUACAUCCACCGCGAUCUCAAGCCUGAAAAUUUCCUCGUCGAUUCUACAGGUCACGUCAAGCUAACGGAUUUUGGUCUGGCUGCUGGUAUGCUGGCUCCCUCAAGAAUCGAAUCCAUGCGCGUCAAAUUGGAGAAGGCCUCCGAGACGGCUGUCCCAUUCGGCAAGCCUAUCGAUCAGCGAACUGUCGCUGAGCGACGAGAGAGUUACCGAACUAUGCGUGACCAGGACGUCAACUAUGCGAAGUCGAUUGUGGGCUCUCCUGACUACAUGGCCCCCGAGGUCCUUAGAGGGGAGGAAUACGACUUUACUGUUGAUUACUGGAGCUUGGGAUGCAUGUUGUUCGAGGCUCUCACCGGCUUCCCUCCAUUUGCGGGCGCCACCCCCGAUGAGACAUGGCGCAAUCUGAAGCACUGGAAGGAGGUGUUGAAGAGACCCGUAUGGGAAGAUCCCAACUACUUCCUGAGCAAUCGAACCUGGAACUUCAUCUGCACAUGCAUCAACUCCAAAACGCGACGAUUCUCCAACAUUAAGGAUAUCUAUGACCAUCACUACUUCGCCGAAGUCGAUUGGGAGACUCUUCGCCAGACCCGAGCGCCCUUUGUCCCCGAGCUGGACUCAGAGACGGACGCUGGGUACUUUGACGAUUUCAGCAACGAAGCUGACAUGGCCAAGUACAAGGAGGUCCACGACAAGCAGCAGGCCCUCGAGACUAUGGCCGACCGUGAUGACCCGAUGAGCAAGAGUCUCUUCGUUGGUUUCACCUUCCGGCAUCGCAAGCCAGCCACCGAGGAUGGCGGCAGCCCACGGAAGCGCAUCCCCACAGAUGACACGUUUGGGACAAUGCUCUAGAGCGAGCAGUCAAGUCCCAGGAAACUGGACUGGCGGGGAUUUGUGAGCCGCGGAAGGGCUCUAUUCUAACUACGAGAAGAUGAUGAAUGGGGUGUAUUGCGGGAUGGAUGAUGACGAUGGAUGGCAUGCAGGUUGACCGGCCCUUUCUUUUCUUUUUCCCCCACUAUUUGUUUCACGGCGUUUCUGUAUCAUCAUCAUGUGACGUUUUCCCGCCGCAUGUCUCAUCACCACUUUUGCUUUGUUUUAGCUGGACGAAUGGAGUUCAACGGGACCGGGAAUGGUUGGGUCCCGGAGGGAAGGGAGUCUGCGCGUGCAUGAGUUGACGCGGCCAGGCUUCGGGUAUAAUGGCCAAAGAGGAUAUGUAUUUGGGCUGUCCGAAUCCGCUGUUCGAGGGGUAAACAAAAGAGAUAGGUAGAAAUACUAUCAUGAUAAGGUUUUCCG
Messenger RNA from Ilyonectria robusta, 2774 nucleotides. Its product is annotated as kinase-like domain-containing protein. Gene Ontology annotation, molecular function: ATP binding; protein serine/threonine kinase activity. Gene Ontology annotation, biological process: intracellular signal transduction; peptidyl-serine phosphorylation. The transcript is spliced from 3 exons. NCBI's taxonomy places the organism in Eukaryota, Fungi, Ascomycota, Sordariomycetes, Hypocreales, Nectriaceae. The coding region runs from base 348 to 2333 and encodes 661 amino acids. Gene Ontology annotation, cellular component: spindle pole body. The record is from RefSeq and is a predicted model, not a curated record.